GGUUACCCGGACGCCCGACGCGUCCAGCUACCCGGUCGUUGCGGCUCUGCCGGCCGCCGCGCGCAAGCGGACGCGAGCGCGGCCGGCAAAAAACUGAAGCCAAAACCGCGUGUCGCGUCGGCGUCAUCCAUCACCCCUCACCCGUGCCCGCGCAGGCCCGUCGUCACACACCGUCUCUCGCCCGCCCGCCUAUCUCCACAGCCACGUCGGUUUCGCCGCCUUCGCCUCGUCUAACAAGUCGUCGUCGCCGUUCGCGUGUCCGUCCGGGGAAAGCAAAUUCACGCGCGCGCACCACCGCCCGGUCGAGAUCCGCCGAUGUCCAAGUCCGUCCCGGCCGACGCGCCGCCGAGCGUCGCGCCGGCACCGAAAGCGGCCGCCGUCGAUGGCGUCAGCGAGCAGCACGAGCCGGCCGGCGGCGGCGGGGUGAGGUCGAUGGUGGAGCGGUGGAAGAUGGAGGGCGCGCCGGCGCGGGCGCGGCUGCUACUCCGGGCCGCCGCGUGGCUCUUCUCCCUCCUCGCCCUCGUCGUCAUGGCGUCCAACCAGCACGGCGGCAGCCAGGACUUCCGCCAGUACCCCGAGUACAACUACUGCCUCGGCAUCUCGAUCGUGGCGUGGCUGUACGCCACGGCGCAGGUCCUGCGCGACGCCCACCGGCUCGGCUCCGGGCGAGACCUGAUCGGGACGAGGAAGGCGUCGGCCCUCCUCGACUUCGCCGGAGACCAGGUCGUCGCUUACUUCUUGAUAUCGGCCAUGUCCGCGGCGGCGCCGGUGACGGACUACAUGCGCCAGAAAGCGAACAACCUGUUCACGGACUCGGCGGCGGCGGCCAUCAGCAUGGCCUUCUUCGCCUUCGUGGCCAUCGGCCUCUCUGCUCUCGUCUCCGGGUACAGCCUUUCCAUGGAAGUCCUUGUGUAGCCUCCUGCGUGUACAAUUCUCACUCGUCUCCUCUGUGCCACAAUGUCACAUUACAUGAUUACAACAGCGUGCAUAUACACCUCCAAUUGUUUCGUGAUCGUUGAUUAAUAAAUCAGUAAACGAGCGUGUUAAUA
Messenger RNA from Panicum hallii, 1049 nucleotides. Its product is annotated as CASP-like protein 4B3. Lineage: Eukaryota; Viridiplantae; Streptophyta; Magnoliopsida; Poales; Poaceae. The transcript is spliced from 3 exons. The record is from RefSeq and is a predicted model, not a curated record. Bases 316 to 915 code for a protein of 199 amino acids.